Messenger RNA from Micromonas pusilla CCMP1545, 1242 nucleotides. RefSeq lists its product as uncharacterized. Bases 1 to 1242 code for a protein of 413 amino acids. Gene Ontology annotation, molecular function: protein-lysine N-methyltransferase activity. Gene Ontology annotation, biological process: peptidyl-lysine monomethylation. NCBI's taxonomy places the organism in Eukaryota, Viridiplantae, Chlorophyta, Mamiellophyceae, Mamiellales, Mamiellaceae. The transcript has a single exon. The record is from RefSeq and is a predicted model, not a curated record.
AUGUCCAACGCGCCGUGGGGCGUGCGGCUCGCGUGCCGGCUCCUUCAAGAGCGCGCGAAGGGUGCCGACUCGGAGUGGGCACCCUACCUCGCGCUCGUCCCGGAGUCCGUCCCCGGGUCGCCGCUGCUGUACGCGGAGGAGGACGUGAAAGCGCUGCAGUACCCGCCCGCGGUGACGGAGGCGACGGAGAUGCGCGACGCGGUGUCGUCGUGGCACGCGAGACUGUCGAACGAGUGCGCGGACGCGCUCGCGGGCGCGGACCUCGACGCGUUCAAGGCGGCGGUGAGCGUCGUGCACUCGCGGACGUACGGAAUCGCGUCCGGCGAUGGUAGCGGCGAGGGGUACUUCCGCGCGUUGCUUCCUCUCGCGGACCUUCUGAACCACGGCGGCGACGAGUACGACGACUCGUCGGUCGCCGCCGUCGACUCGACGAUCGACGGAACGCCGACCGUCGCCGCCGUCGACUCGACGAUCGACGGAACGCCGACCGUCGCCGCCGCCGUCCCUUCGAAGUGGCCGCCGUCGCGAUGCGUGGACAACAUCGCGUGGAGCGAGCUCGGGGACGACGGGUUCGUGUCGUUCAGCGCCACGCGGGACGUCGUCGCGGGAGAGGAGGCGCUCAUGAGCUACGGCGAGCGCAGCAACGACCACUUCCUCAUGUACUACGGCUUCGUCCCGCCGCGGAAUCCGCACGACGACGUAAUCGUCUUCGCGGACGUCGACCACGCGCUGUCGUGGCACAUGGUCUACCACCCGGAACUGUGGGAGGGCGGCGGCGACGACGAGGCCGCGGUCCGCGAGCGGGCCGCGAGAGCCGCGGUGGCGUCCGUGGAGAAGUCGCUCGGCGACGGCGGCGACGGCGCGUUGGCGCGGUCCGAGCCGCGACUGAAGGUGUUGCCCGGCGGACGAUGCGACGCGCGCUUAAUAUCUCUGUUCGCCGCCGCGUACGCGGGCACGGAGGGCGCGCAGGACGCGGGGUCCGGCGGGCAGCUCGCGCGGGUGGACGUCGACAGCGCGCACGCGGACGUCGCGCGGCGGUGCGAGGAGCUUCUGCGCGCGAUGCCGACGACGAUCGCGGAGGACGACGAUUUGCUAUCGGCGGCGGCGGAAUCGGCGCCGGGGGGCGGGGACGGGGGCGGCGUCGCGGACGCGACGCGGUCCGCGAUCGCGUACCGGCGGCACAAGAAGGUCGUGUUGGAGGACGCGAUCGAGUGCCUCGGGGGGGGAGGGGGGGAGGCGUGA